Molecule: messenger RNA, 526 nt
Organism: Oppiella nova
Lineage: Eukaryota; Metazoa; Arthropoda; Arachnida; Sarcoptiformes; Oppiidae
Source: the annotation of a GenBank genome assembly
AAUGACAAUCAAAAUGUGCACAAAACUCGUAAACAAUGCACUCAUUUGACAAAACAAUUACGAAAAACACAUACUUUUGAUGUGUUUAUAAAGUUUUGACAACUAUUUGACACCCAUUUGGUCACACAGUGAACAACACGACUGACUGUCGCUCGCAAUGCAAACCACAGACCUGUUAGUGACUGGCAGUGAGUGCGUGAACACCACGACUGGCGCUACGGAUAGUAAACCGCGUUAUAGUGAACCGCAAACGCAAAACACAAUGAACUAUAGCUUCACGUUUGACCAACACUUAGCAUCCAGCAAAUCCUCACCCACCAAGGUGAUUCAGGCUAAUAAAAAGUCCGUUACUAGUAAUACGAGUCAAACUAAUCCCGCACACAGUAAACGGACUAAAGGUCCGUUAAAUCAUAUCAAAGCACGUCUUAAUCUGAAUACCGGCGCCGAUAAACGCAUCGCCAAAUCGCAUGUCUUUAAGAGCACGUCCGUCAAUAGCACCGGUAGUGCGCCCAACCAGACAGCACCU